AGGUUGCUCUUCACGCGCAAAGAUUGAAUCUUGACGUUGAGUCGGGUGUUUUUUCCCUUGCCGAGCAUGUCUUGUGAUAGUCUGUUGGGUCUUGAAGAUGCCAUGGAUAUGUUUCUGCAGUCAGUGGACUUGUCUAACGAUAUUGAUAUGGGUGAAUUCGACUUUGCAUUAAAAGCUUCAGAGCUCCUCGAAAACUCAGACAGUGAUAGUGGAAUAAGCGUUGCAGGGGAAAAGCAACCAAUAAACCAAGAAACUAAUGUACGACCCAACGACACUGGUACUGAUUAUGUUCUGACUGAUGUUGUCGAUGCUACAACACGUGUGUCCGACAUUUUGCAUGCAAAUGACAAACGUUGCGGGGUUCAGGUGAAUGGUUUGUCAAAGAGCAUACUUAUCAAUAAACCGGGCUCUAACUCUACUAUUCCUAAAUUUAAAAGGAUUAUUAUCAACUCUGUUGGUGAAAAACGUCUACUACACAGCUCUUUGGUAAAGCCAUACUUUUCAGCUUUCUAUCCUCAGAGCGUAAAUUCUGGUGUUGGUCACAAUUUGGCUGUACCAAAUGUAUUGCAGCCGUCGGAACAUUCUGGUGUCACAGUAAAAACUGUGCCUUCUAGUGUUACUCCGUCGUUUGAGUCCUCAAACACAUCUCCGGGAUCUUCUGUGAAUUCACCUACCAAAUCAAGCAUGGAUUGCCGUUGUAAGUUCUAUGCAGGACAUGGAUAAAUAUUUUGCCUAGACAUUUAGGGCGAUAAUAUUGUUUUAUACAAAGAAUGCUUUAAAAACAUCUAAAACAAGUCACUUAUAAUUUAAAGGUGCCUUUGAUUUCUAAGGUCACAAUUCAAACCCCCUAAGUAACUAAGAGCAAGUUUUAAUGAAAUUAACUCACCAUUUUAUGGGCGAAUUACAUCUUGUUUGAUACAUGACGUGUUUUAACAAACAAUAUGGAUCUUGUGAACCCAUACUGGUGCUUAUGAAAUACCAAAAAGUUAAACCUGGUAAAGAGUUUCAGAGGGACUGAUCGAUCUCAGUUUCCCCCAAUGCAUAUAUAUAUAUAUAUAUAUAUAUAUAUAUAUAUAUAUAUACACUGAAUAAAAUGUCCUUAACAAGCCAUUUUACUUUUAAAUAAGAAAUAAACAAUAUCUCAUACCCCCCACUCGAUAAGCUGUAAGAAAUUUAGUUAAUGUGUAUUUGGUUCGAGUCCAAUUAUAUCCGUUGUUUUCUGUCCUAAGUCCUAUUUAGUCGUCUGGUAUUCAUGUAACUGAAGAUGUAGGGUUACUGAUUCACAUACUUUCCAUUGUAAAAGGAUUGAUCCACCUAGAAUGUACAACGAAUAAAAUCAGUAAGUGGUCAACACUAUCUCAAAACCUUGAGAGCAGCAGAGUGAAAUCCCACCUACAAGACACGAAAUUUAUGUACAUUUGAAUGCUGAUCAGUGCAUAUGUAUUCAAAAAUCCUAUAAAGUGAAUACUCCAAUAUGUUCUUUUUCUUUGGAUUUGCCCUUAAGCUCCAGUUAGUCAGUCAGUCACAACGCAGAGCCUGUACUUAUGUACAUGCCCCCAAAUGCCCUGGUACGGCCGAGAGUGGGGAGAGUCCGCUCUCCCUCUCGAAAUGCUCUCACAUGGCCACGCGUAUAUAGCCUCUGCCAGGGAAGUCCUACUCACUGCCUUCUCGUGGCGGGUUGUUUACGAAAAUGAGAGGAUGAAAAGCUAAUGUCCGGCGCUUUAACCGGAGUCCAAACCAAUAGUGCACACAGGCUCCAGUAUCCUGCGGGAACAAAUGGCGUAUGAACCAAUUGUUGGUCACUGGCUUCCAUGGGACUGCAUCUCCUCACGAUGCCCCACUGCCUUGUGGGUUAGACCUUUAGGUCAAAGGUUCGGGGUGUGGCCCCCCUAUGGAAACCACCUGGUUCGGUUUCGGCACCCGGGCAGUAUCACAGCCCACACACAUAUCGGAUGAGAUUUGUGUGGCGCAUAUGUAUUUGGUGCCUCUUUGUACCAAUAUCUCUGUGUUGAAAUAAAUAAACUUAUGUACAUCGGUUCAAUUCGCCGUAAACCAUUAGUACACCGAGAUGAAAUGGUCAGGUCGAAUCCCAGAAUAGUAGAGGUAGUAACAGUAUCAAUGGUAUUUGGAAACAUUCGGUAUCGAAGAAACAACUCGAAAAUAUAACUUAGUGAAAUAAGAACAAAUAAGGUUCUGAGGAAUUUAGAAUCUUACAAUUAAGGUGGACGGAAAAUGGAUCCACUUGCGCCAUUGCAAGCGACUUUGAGCCAUGUCAUUUAAAGUUUCUAUCCAUUAGUUGCGAUAAUUACGCGGACUCCAGCAAGGUUGUUUGUGCCUACUAACGUAUCGAAAUCCAACUGUCAGUGGCUUCGUAGACUGAUGCCUUGGUUUGGCCACUCCUAGUUGAGCUCCAACUAAAUAUCAGGUUACAAUGCAAGUUAAGACUAUUGAAAUAAUACCAUUACAAUAUUCUCCAGUGGUUACUACUAGAAGAUUUCUGUCUUUACCACCCCAAGCAUGUAAUUUUUAACUGUUACGUUACACUCCCAAGACCAACUUCAUUUGGAAGCCAGUGACCAACAAUUGGUUCGUACGCCAUUUGUUCCCGCAGGAUACUGGAGCCAUACCAGGGCAUUUGGGGGUAUUAAUGUUUAACUUCAGUCAAAUCACGAUUCUGCCCAACCCUUAUUCAUUACCUGCGGUUAUUAAAUAUCUUACACCCGGCACGGUUAAACGUCACUGUUCACCUCUCCGCACUAGAACUCCUCGAUUUUCAUUCCGAAGCUGGCUGGUUGUUCUAGAGGUUUAUCGUUCACACACAAGACCACAGGUCCUGGGCUGGGAUCCCAGAUACGUGGUUGUAGAUGCGAACUGCUUAGGAGUCCCAUGUCACGACGAAAUGGCUGUUCAUUGCUUUCAAUAACUCAGUAGUAGUCUGGUUAUAACCAGUUCAUGAUUUAAACUGAAAAUUUUAUAAUUUUCACAAAUGGCCUAAACGCAAUUUUGUCAAGUCCACUUACUUUUGCGUUAUGUUAUUGUGAGUCAGUUAAAGAGGGAACCUAAACAUCAUAUGGAUAUUUUACAAGAUGUCUCUGUCGGAAAUCAGGCAAUGCAUACGUAGUUGGAAUGGUUAUUUAACCCCGUCCUUAAGGUUUUCUAUUUCCUAGACGACUAGCUACGCUAUUCUGUUUAAAAUACUUAACAUGUACUAUUAUCUUUUCUUAUAAGCAUUAGACGAGUUUUUUUCCGCAGUAAAUGAGGUAACUGAAACUUAUGAAUACUGUAGGAACGCGACUCCUUCAGAUCCUUCACUAUGGCAGCAUUCAAAAAAUAUCCCGAGCACAUCAUAUCCUGAUUCUGUUUUCGGGAGUAGUUCUCAAUUCUCACCAACGUCAUUUCUUGAUGUGCAAGAUUUUUCGGGACCUAACGAAUCCAUCAUAACACAGACCGACUUGGAACGCAUACGUAAAAAGCAAGAAAGAAUGGUGAAAAAUAGACAAGCAGCAUGUCUAAGCCGGUUACGUAAGAAGGAGUACCUAGAAAGGUUAGAAAUGAAGUUCGAGCAGCUAAAACGUGAAAACCUUUUACUUUGGCGCCAGAAUGAAGAGUGGCGUGCACGAUGUUUCCGUUUGGAACGUUGUAUUGAAGAUUUACAGUCACGGCUUCCAAGCUCUAUAAAUUCAGAAAACCUAACUGUUAAAUCUCAGUCGUUUGACGUAAGUUCAGACGAGACGACAAAUAUUUCUUCACACCUUGACAAACAAAUUACUCCUCGAGAGGCUUGUUGCAAAACAGUUUCUGUGCACACAUUAGCACCACUCAAUGAAGUCACUGUUGGUUUCAAAUCAGAUACUCCACUUAGUCGUCUUCCAAGGUUGUCUGAUCUUGGAAAAAGCAAGACAGUUUCAAUUCAGCAUUUAAAAAAUUGCCAAAACGUAGCUCCCACUCAAAAAACGACCUACUUUACGAGUGUAAAUUCCCCAAGAACGUUCAAAUGGGAUAGUUCUUCAAAGAAAUUGUUACUUACAAGUAAAGUUGAUGUUGAAUCGCAUUCACAGUCUCUAUCACAUCAGUCUCAACUCAAAUCAAUUACUAAAACCUUGAUUUCUCAGCGAAUCGUUCCUACCGUCAGUCAUCGAUCUAAAGUAAUUGCUACCACAAGUUUAUUGGUUAUGUGCGGUCUGUUAGCCGUGAAUAUAGUUCCUUUAUCAGAUUUAUAUUCUGGAUUAGGAUUCGUAUCUUCACAUAGCAUGUCUUAUGAUGGUGGCUCCCUUGCUGCUGGAAAAUUUGCUUUUGGUUAUCCCGGGCUAUGGUCAUCUGUGCCACAUUUUCCAACUGGGCGACGUCUUUUAUUAAAUAUUCCACCUACACAAGAAGAUGUUUUAACAAGUGAUAAUUCACUGCAGAACGCCUCAAAUAAUGAAUUUCUAUUUUCUGGAAAAUUUCCAACUAACCAUUCUACUAACAACUGUGGUCCUAAUAAAAACAUGAGUUGCGCAGAGAAUUCCUUACUUACGGAUUCCAGACAAAUUUUUCAAGGUUGGAUUAAAAGGCAUGCUGUAUCUACCAGUAAUCAGUCCCGUGUAUACAGGUUACUACUCACAUCAUCUCUUCAUAGUCUAAACGCGUUUGAACACCGACAACAUAUAGUCAGUUCAUCAAAACUUUCACAACAAAAUGUAUUACAUACUCAAAAACCUGCUUUCUUACCUAUGAAACAUUUAAAUAAUUCAUCUUCCAAAUCGAUUUCGCCAUCAAGAAAUGAGUCAUUAGAACGCUUUUUGGCUAGGAAAAUUAACGGUUCUAUUCUGAAUGUUACAACUGAAUCAUUACCGCCCAACUUUCCUCCACCUCAUCGUCCUCCAAUAUUGAAAAAAUAUGAUUUGCAGCCUUACAUUCAUCCUGCUGUUCACGCGUUUGAAAAAUUAUUUAAUAUAGUUAAUCGUCGCAAUGAUACAGCAUACAUUGUUUUUUUAAACCGGGAUCAUUUCCUCCUGCCUUCAGUUGAUCCAUUACCUGCAAAUAUGAAACAGAAAAUAACGUUUCUACUUCCAGCUCAUUCUGUGAUCAACGGAUCGUCUGUUGAUGGUGAAGAUAAUUAUUAUAAUAGUUCAGAUUCCAUUUUAACUGUGCUGCAAUUAGAUUGUGAAAUAACGAAUGCUACAUUAUUACAAUCACCUGUAUAUAAUUCUCAUGAAAAACGCUCACCUAAUAACCAUUAAUCAAUUAUUUAUUUAACUCCUUUUUUUGAAUCCAUCUUUUUCUGCUUUCAUUUAUAUUCGUAAUGAUUAUUUUGUAUAUUUUUUCCUUCAGUGUUUUCAUUGUAAACUAUUCAACGUGUUCAUUGUUAAAAAUUUCAUAUCUCAUUUCACUGAAUAAAAAAGUUGGUUGUUUUUUUUCUUUUCGUUUUACCAUAACGUUACUUACAUUUCAAUGAUCCUAAUUUAUGUUAUUAUAGUCUGUGUCCAUUUAUUUAUGAUCAAUUAUAUUGUUCUGUUUUACUUCUUGUAUUAUUGUUUCUUUCCUCCUCCUUGUCAUGAUCAAUUUUCUGUGUUUUUUCUUUUUUUCUAAAAUGUUUAUUUAUAAUAAAAACCAUUUUCCUUUAAGAACACAACCAUAAUAAUAAGCACUCAAUUCAUCUUCAAUUUAUUCAUACUGUUUAACAUAUUUUUCUUUGUCAUUUUUAACUAAUAUAUGUUAGUUAAUUGAGUGCAAUGAAAAAAAUUGAGAAAAAAAAAGUUUGCUAAUAUUAUUUAUUUUUUAAGUUAAUAUGUAGUAGUAUGUAAACACUAAACUAUUGUGUCAUUUUAAAUAAUAAAUUAUUAUUUCGUAUUGUA
Messenger RNA from Schistosoma haematobium, 5837 nucleotides. It is a transcript of the gene ATF6, whose product is annotated as activating transcription factor 6. Lineage: Eukaryota; Metazoa; Platyhelminthes; Trematoda; Strigeidida; Schistosomatidae. Gene Ontology annotation, biological process: regulation of transcription by RNA polymerase II; endoplasmic reticulum unfolded protein response. Gene Ontology annotation, cellular component: nucleus. The transcript has 11 exons. Bases 3483 to 5222 code for a protein of 579 amino acids. Gene Ontology annotation, molecular function: DNA-binding transcription factor activity, RNA polymerase II-specific; RNA polymerase II cis-regulatory region sequence-specific DNA binding. The record is from RefSeq and is a predicted model, not a curated record.